AUGGUGGAUGAAUUUGCAAAGCUCAUGAUAAGCAAGUUUCAAAUGAGCAUGAACAGAGAGAUUAAUUUCUUUCUUGGUCUUCAGGUUAAACAUGUCCCUCAAGGGAUAUUCAUCCAUCAAGAGAAAUACACCUCUAAAUUGUUGAAGAAGUUUUCAAUGGAUAAUUGCUCCUCGGCAAAGGUCCCUAUAGCCUUUGGGUAUAAAAUAUUAGCUGAACCUACUGGAGAGUCAGUUGAUUACAAGAUAUACCGAGGAAUGAUUGGACCAUUAAUGUACAUCACUGCUAGUCGACCAGACAUUGUGUUUGCUAUGACUUUAUGUGCUAGAUACCAAUCUGAUACCAAAGUAUCUCACUUGACAGCAGUCAAGCAGAUCUUCAAGUAUCUAAAAGGGAGUAAAGCCUUGGGUAUUUGGUACCCUGUGAGUAACAACUUUAGUUUUUAG
This is a messenger RNA of Lactuca sativa (garden lettuce), 444 nucleotides long. Lineage: Eukaryota; Viridiplantae; Streptophyta; Magnoliopsida; Asterales; Asteraceae. The record is from RefSeq and is a predicted model, not a curated record.